UGGUGACAGAGCAAGACUCAGUCUCAAAAAAUAAAUAAAAUAAUAAUAAUAAUAAUAAAUAUUUCAGGGGAGAAUUAGAUGAGACGAUUGUAAAAUGCAUAGCCCUAGCUGUGACCCAGAAUAUAGUAGGUGCUUGAUAAGAACUUUGUCACCUCGUUAAUAAUGGUUAUUUGUUCAGCCUGUGAACCAAUGUGAUUUUUUUUUAAGUGAAAUCCACACAGCAAAAUUUACCAUUGUUACUGUUUUCAAUGUCUGUUUUUUUUUUUUAAUUCAGGUAAGUUUUAUGUACUUUCUGAUUCUUAAGUUGGAAAACAAGGUAACCUCUAAUAUGGGCUGUGAGGCCUUCCUCUGCCCAAGCAGCUGCAGAUAUGAACCCUGAAUAUAAAGGGAUCUUAGGCUAGAAGGGAUCUUGGGCAGAGCUGAAUGGCUCUAAGCAUUUGACCUCACCUUAGUUUCCUCCUGAGAAGAGUCAACAGAGUCCAGCAUCUUCUUCCAAGGUCAGGAAAGGGCAAAGAUUUGAAAUUAGGCAUCACUGGGUUCUCAGCUGGGCCUGCAAGGUCCCCUCCUCCCACUAUGCAGAGCAAAGAGGAGGUUGCAGAAGAGAAGAGGAUAUGAGAUUGGUUCUCUGCUCCUCCCUUUCUUUCCCUGCUUUCCCCACACCCACCGUCUCCCCCACAGCAGCCUUCUCCCCCACAGAGGCUGGGAUAGAAUGAGGGGGGCGGAGUUGGGGACUGAGGGAUCAGAAGCCCCAGGAUGCCCUGUAUCUGAAGAAAGCUUUGGCCAGGGGCAGCUGUGCUGGCUCAUGCUCUCCUCCUUCUGCUGCUGCCAUCCUCCAGCAAGAUGCUAGGGUCUCUGGGGCUUUGGGCAUUACUUCCCACAGCUGUGGAAGCACCCCCAAACAGGCGAACUUGUGUGUUCUUUGAGGCCCCUGGAGUGCAGGGAAGCACAAAGACACUGGGAGAGCUGCUAGAUACAGGCCCAGAGCUCCCUAGAGCUAUCCGCUGCCUCUAUAGCCGCUGCUGCUUUGGGAUCUGGAACCUGACCCAAGACCGGGCACAGGUGGAAAUGCAAGGAUGCCGAGACAGUGAUGAGCCAGGCUGUGAGUCCCUCCACUGUGACCCAAGUCCCCGAGCCCACCCCAGCCCUGGCUACACUCUCUUCACCUGCUCCUGUGGCACUGACUUCUGCAAUGCCAAUUACAGCCAUCUGCCUCCUCCAGGGAGCCCUGGGACUCCUGGCUCCCAGGGUCCCCAGGCUGCCCCAGGUGAGUCCAUCUGGAUGGCACUGAUGCUGCUGGGGCUGUUCCUCCUCCUCCUGCUGCUGCUGGGCAGCAUCAUCUUGGCCCUGCUACAGCGAAAGAACUACAGAGUGCGAAGUGAACCAGUGCCAAAGCCAGGGCCAGACUUGGGCAGGGACUGGAGUGUGGAGCUGCAGGAGCUGCCCGAGCUGUGCUUCUCCCAGGUAAUCCGGGAAGGAGGUCAUGCAGUGGUUUGGGCCGGGCAGCUGCAAGGCAAACUGGUUGCCAUCAAGGCCUUUCCACCGAGGUCUGUGGCUCAGUUCCAAGCUGAGAGAGCAUUGUACGAACUUCCAGGCCUACAGCACGACCACAUUGUCCGAUUUAUCACCGCCAGCUGGGGGGGCCCUGGCCCCAUGCUCUCUGGGCCCCUGCUGGUACUGGAACUGCAUCCCAAGGGCUCCCUGUACCACUACUUGACCCAGCACACCAGUGACUGGGGAAGUUCCCUGAGGAUGGCACUGUCCCUGGCCCAGGGCCUGGCAUUUCUCCAUGAGGAGCGCUGGCAGAAUGGCCAAUAUAAACCAGGUAUUGCCCACCGAGAUCUGAGCAGCCAGAAUGUGCUCAUUCGGGAAGAUGGAUCGUGUGCCAUUGGAGACCUGGGCCUUGCCUUGGUGCUCCCUGGCCUCACUCAGCCCCCUGCCUGGACCCCUACUCAACCACAAGGCCCAGCUGCCAUCAUGGAAGCUGGCACCCAGAGGUACAUGGCACCAGAGCUCUUGGACAAGACUCUGGACCUACAGGAUUGGGGCAUGGCCCUCCGACGAGCUGAUAUUUACUCUUUGGCUCUGCUCCUGUGGGAGAUACUGAGCCGCUGCCCAGAUUUGAGGCCUGACAGCAGUCCACCACCCUUCCAACUGGCCUAUGAGGCAGAACUGGGCAAAACCCCUACCUCUGAUGAGCUAUGGGCCUUGGCAGUGCAAGAGAGGAGGCGUCCCUACAUCCCAUCCACCUGGCGCUGCUUUGCUACAGAUCCUGAUGGGCUGAGGGAGCUCCUAGAAGACUGUUGGGAUGCAGACCCAGAAGCACGGCUGACGGCUGAGUGUGUACAGCAGCGCCUGGCUGCCCUGGCCCAUCCUCAGGAGAGCCACCCCUUUCCAGAGAGCUGUCCAUGUGGCUGCACACCUCUCUGCCCAGAAGACUGUACUUCAACUCCUGCCCCUACCAUCCUGCCCUGUAGGCUUCAGCGGAGUGCCUGCCACUUCAGUGUUCAGCAAGGCCCUUGUUCCAGGAAUCCUCAGCCUGCCUGUACCCUUUCUCCUAUGUAAAUAUACAGUUUAUGUGUAAUCAAUGUACAUGCCAACAUAAACAUGGCGAUUGCAUA
Cercocebus atys (sooty mangabey) is the source of this 2618-nucleotide messenger RNA. It is a transcript of the gene AMHR2, whose product is annotated as anti-Mullerian hormone receptor, type II. The transcript is spliced from 11 exons. Gene Ontology annotation, molecular function: transforming growth factor beta receptor activity; ATP binding. Gene Ontology annotation, cellular component: plasma membrane; signaling receptor complex. The coding region runs from base 841 to 2562 and encodes 573 amino acids. The record is from RefSeq and is a predicted model, not a curated record. Lineage: Eukaryota; Metazoa; Chordata; Mammalia; Primates; Cercopithecidae. Gene Ontology annotation, biological process: cellular response to growth factor stimulus; BMP signaling pathway; protein phosphorylation.